UAAAGAGUUUAACCACGCCCCCUUCACAUUAUUAGAAUUCUUAUUCAUCAGAACACCGUUCUAAUUAAUUGACAUUAGAUUUAGUAGCUUUAAAGGGAAAAAGUGAAUUGCAAAAAUGAACGUAAUAAAACGUACAAGAUUUAUUCUAUCUUUAUAAAAUAACUGAUAAACACAUUAAAAUUAAGAGGAUUAAAUUCUUGCAGCUUGUUUGGAUACGCUUCAGAAAGUAUUUUUGCUUUAUUCAAUGAGGAUUUAGAUCUAGUCUUGGAGCUCUUCUACACGAAGCAUACUUUUGUCUAACCAAUCGUGUAAUCAAAGCGUUGUUGUUGAUACCUCAUUUCCGACAAUAUUUAACAUGGCUGAGGCCAAUACGAAUAGUAAAAUUGGAAUACUUGCUAAAGCACAGAAACAACUUUCAAGAACUAAAACAAAGGUGUUACAGAAUUUGGGCAAGGCCGAGAAGACGACAGACGAUGUGUUUAAAGACUACGUUGUUAAGACCGAACGACAACAGGAGGUGGCUCAACAUUUACAGAAAGAGCUGAAAACCUAUGCUCAUUGUGUGAAAGAUUUAAGCUUUGCAUGUAAAAAUGUACAGCAGGCAUUCGCAGAAACAUAUGAAUCAGAGUGGACAGGUGAACCAAAGUUUAAAUCUCAGAUACAGGCCUUUGAAUUAUUAUGGAAUGACUACUUACAGAAUCUACAAGACAAUGUGAUCAACCCAAUGAAUGCCUACCUUCUGUCUUUCCCAGUCCUUAAAAACAAAAUCUCUAAGCGAGGUAGAAAGAUGGUAGACUAUGACAACUCUCGGCAUAAUUUAGAAGUCUUACAGUCAGCAAAGAAACGAGAUGAAACAAAAAUUCAAAAGGCUCAAGAUGAACUGAAAGAUGUCAAACGUAUAUUUGAUGAAUUAAAUAAUGAAUUACACAAUGAACUGCCAGAUUUUUACAAUAGUCGAGUCACAUUCUAUGCAGAAUUAUAUUCAAAGUUUUUUGGUGCUGAGAAUACUCUACACUCUGAAGUAGGGAAGACUUGUGAAUCUAUAACAGACAUUGCCCAGAGUCUCGGCAAAGAUUUUGAACACUUUAAGUACCAGCCUAAAAGACCUAUAUCUGUAACUGAUGGCAGUGUCAAUGGAGAGACCCCAGUUGCAACCUCCCCCAGUAUAAGGUCAUCCACUUCUAUCAAUCAAUCCACCCAGAAAGAGCCGAUGUAUAGUAAUCAAGAGCAGAUACAGUUACAGCAGGUUCAAGCUAGAGUGUCCUGCGUCAGCCUGGAAACCACAUGUAGCCAGCAGUCCAAUGCCAGCGUCUCCUCUGAUUCACACAUGUCCGACAAGUCUGAGAGUUUAAAGGAAGGUAAUAAAUACUUCAGCAGAUGGAAAGAAAGAUUUUGUUUGAAGAAAUACAAACAGCCCAUUGUGCUUCCUGAAAGCAAUGACCUUAAAGUUGAACAGAAGCAGCUCAGUAACAUGAUGGUUAAGGAGACGAUUCCAACUGUUAGUAAAGUUCAAGGUGUAAAAUCAUUUUAUGAAAAAUUACUUGAAGGGAAAGAUGAUGCAAAAUGUGAGAAAAGAAAGACUGCUUCAUUACCUGAUUAUCUGAAGGAAGAUAAAAACAAUGAGCCUGGAAUUACAAAGCCAGCAUCUACAGGCAAAUUAGGAACUGUUGAAAAAAUGAGAAAUGCUGUUGAGUUGACUGAAGGGAAAACAAAAUCUGCACUGUCUCAUGUUUCAUUUUGUAUCUCCAAAGACAGUGAACAUUUUGAAAGCAAAGUAGAGAACUUGAAGCCUUCAGCAACUGUUAAUACAAGUCUUGGAGAUAAUAGGUUGCUGGGAAAGAAUAAUGACCAUUGUUCUGUUAAUGAUGGUGUUACCUCUCUGAACUCUGACCCUGGCUCUGAUGAUGACUUACAUAUGAAACAUUUGGUCGAGAGUAUAAAAGAUAUUAAAGUGCCAGAUACUAAGGAAAGCUUCACAGAUUACAGUCAUCUAAAAUUAAAACCUAAGCUGAUUCGAAUCACAGAUCUUGACGAUGAUGAGGUUGACAAAGCUAGUUAUAUUGUUCCUUUGGAUGAAAUAGCCAAAAAACAAUUGCUUGGGAAAAAGUCAUCCCAUUGUAAGACAGCUUGCCCCUCCAGCAUUGAAGAAAUAGAGCCAGAGAUAGAGGCAAAGGUAUUGUUUCAGGAACAGAGUGCAAGCUCAUCUUCUACUGCUAUGGGAGUAAACCUUCAGCUGCUCUCUGGCGUGAGGAGGAAUGAUAGCAUCAAGUGGAAAAAUGAAAAGCAUACAUGGCCUGACAAAGAAGCAUGUCCCGUUUCAAGUGUUGAGGCUGUUGAGCAGGCUGCCUGCUGUGGAACAGACUUUCAUAGGAUUGCUUCUGUUUCAGAACUAGGCACGCUGCCAACAAUUCAAGAACAUGUAGCUCUUGAGAAACAGCCGUCACAUGAGGACACACAUUGCAAAUCUGUAGCAGAUGGGAGAAAGGAGUUUUAUCAGGUCGCAUUUGUUGAAAGCUUAUCUUCUGUUGAAGAUGAAUCUGAAACAAAGUUAAUUGUAAUACAGACAAGUCAAUUAGAUGAUGAAGCUAUAUCUUACCAAGAGAUGACACAUGCUAAGCAACCAAUUAAAUCUUUGAAAACUAAAUUAGAUAAUGAAGCAGAAGUUCAAUCCUGUCAGGAUAAGACACAUGCGAGACUGGUUCAACCUAUUGAUAAGACACAUGCAAGACAACUGGUUCAACCUAUUGAUAAGACACAUGCAAGACAACUGGUUCAACCUAUUGUUAAGACAAAACCAGCAGAUGAUGAUAGUCCUCUAUUCAACCCUAAUAAACUUAAUUUCCUCAGCCAGCAUCUUGUUCAAAAGCAUGGCAUUGCAUGUGUAAAAGCUGAACCUAAUGAAGGUAAAUGUGAAGAAGAGAUUCCGUCUGCUGGUGUGGAUGCUGGUGACAGCGACAAGGUCACUUUGAAGGAUGAUUUGGCAAGGAAACACAUUUUGUCCGCUAAUGAGGAUGUUUUAGAUGAAGAGACUGAUAAAACUCUAGAAUGGGGAAGUGACCCAGAGUCUGAUGGAGAAAUAGCUCAAGAUGAACUCUGUCGCUCUGCCUCUGUAGACCUACCAAUGAAAAAGCCCAAAAGCCCACUCAAACAGUCCUGCACUGGUCAGAAAGUCAAGACAAGUUUAACCAGUGGAAUACCAUCUGAGGUCAUGCCAGAGUCCUGGAGAAAUGACAGUAUGAAGAAUAAAUAUGACAUUGUGACAGUAUACACAGAGGAUCUUUCAACCUCACACUAUGGUCAUGUGGAUACAGUAGUCAAACCUAGCUAUAAUUUAGCGCAUAUCACAACUGAUAUAGUUGUGGGAGCUGGACGGUCCUCUCAGUCUGACGGUAGCACUUUUGGACAAAUGAUGCCAGGGGAUACAGCUAUUACUGUCAAUGUUUCUCUUGGUCAGCCGACUGCUGAAGUUGAUAAGCUGACCAUGAAAAUUUCCCCCAAAGUAGGUCAAGUAAAAUUAUUCAAGUCUGUGGAAGAUUUAGGGGACAUUGACACCAAACAGCCCAGAGAGAUAGAGCCAAAGAGCCUGGACAAGCUAUUAGAGUAUGGCUCCCAGGAGACUUCAAACAAAUUGAGCAAAACUGUAAGUCUAGAUGAUAAGUAUGCAGCCAGUGUGAAGGUGUCAGACAAUGUGCGCUUCGUGAAGAGUGACCGGUCCACUAGAGAUGACACAGAUCUUGCUUCAAUGUCAGAUUCCUCUGUGUCCAUUGCUGUUACUGCCAAUGAAACUUUAGUCAAAGAUGAUUCAAGCUCCGAGCAAUCUGUAUCUAUGGCUUCAAACAGGUGGAACUUGAGGGGAAUUAUGAGCAUGUUAAUGCCAGUCACUGUCCAGACCUUGGCAUCUCACACAAAGUCCUACAUAAACAGCUACCUGAGCACUAACAAGCCAUCAGAGAUUGAUGCUAUUGAAAUUCAGAAAAUUAUUGCAGAGAACCUGACAAAAGAAGACUAUUACAAUCUUAUUGGUAAAAGCAGAGACUCCUCUGUGGAUAACAGCAUUAACUUAGAAGGAUUAUCUCCACAGCCUGAUGACGCCAUAACAACCCAAGAUGAAUUCCUUAGUUUCUCAUCAGUAGCAAGACCUGGGGAUAUCGACAAACAGAGCUCUUUCUCUGUGGACAAACAGGGAUUAGGUCCUGAUGCCACGCCUCAGUUGUCUGAGCACAUCUUUUCCAUCACCCAGAUUCCUCCUGAGGUUUCAAACCCCACUAUAGAACCACUCCCACAUAUUGACUGUUCUGACUUGGACAUUCUUGAGAGACAUUUUCAGACAGUGCUUCUGGACAUUGUCACUAAAGGGUCAUCCCAGUUAAAGAAAAAUACUGAUGCAGUGAUCCGGAAGCCAAAAGCAGCCUCUAAACUGGUGAGCAGUGAUCAGCUGGUCAGUGAGCAUAGUAAAGGGAUGAAUUCACUAGGCAGUGAGUCAGGAUUAAAUAGUGAGGAGAAGGAGAACAGUUACUUACUCCAUGAUGCCAUGCUGUCACGACUUCAGAUGUCUCUUCCACUGCUAUCCAAGUCUCAAGGCAAACCAGAUGGGACUGCCCUCAGUGAUGAAGGCUCCUUGGAUAAUGCUUGCAGCUGGAGCUUUUCCAAAGAGUCUUUGAAUUCUAAAAGCUCAGCAGAUAAUCUGGGGAAAGAUUAUCAGAGGAUAGAACACGAUCAGUCCAUUGACACCACAGUUAGACAGAAAUCAGGCAUAAUCAAGAAGAAAAGCUCAGAGCCCUGUUCACCUCCUUUGAAUACUGAACUUCAGAAAUCUCUAGCUAACAGGCGGGAUGCUUUGAAAUGCCCUGAUGAGGAUGAAUGUCUAACUAAUUCUUCUCAAGAUGACAGCGAUCAUUGCUCACAUGCCAGUCUUGCUUCCAUGGACUCCAUCCACUCAACCAUUAUUUUGGGUCAUUGCAUUCCAUUACCUCAUGACCUAAAGAGAAAUUUAAAAGGAGAAUUCCUUACCAACAAAGGCAAAUAUAAGAGGCCCAUGCUAAGUUCCAGUGAACAAUCUGAACUUUUCAGAGAACUACCAUAUCAGGACUCAAACCUUUGUUCUAUUAUUGAACAUGAAGAUGAAAGUAUUUGUGAUUCCAAUGUGAGUAUUUCAGAAGACUCUUCACCAAGUAGAAACAGUUAUCUGCAUCAGCAAGCAGCUGUUAUUGUCAUUGAAGAUAAGGAUAUGAUGGACUUUCAUGACAUUUUUCUUCACAAUGACAUUUGUUUAACACCUGACAUCCAUGACAAAAAUAGAGCCAAUUUGAUAGAACAGCCUGAGUAUAAACAGAGAGGUUUGUUUGUGGAGCCAGUGAAUGACCAAGGAGAUGUUGAGGUUGACAGUGAAACACUGGACCCCAAAUUAAAUAAUGAAAUACAGAGAAGUGAUGAAGACGCUGAAGUGACUGCAGAGGAUGAGGAUCAGAAAGAACACAGUAUUGGGGACACUGAUGGCAUGUAUGGUUCAGCUAGUCUAGACAUGUCUCUUGAGGAACACUUGAAAGACUUUGGCUCUGGAGAUGACAAAGACUCUGAAGAUUUGUUCAAUGCUUGGGAUCAUGAUGAAGAGGAUGUUGUGGAGCCCCAUGAGAGUAUACCAGAAGAGGAAGUUUGGGAUGUUCAUACCUACAGAAGAGAUCAGAUGGCUUGUGACUUUCUACUGUGUACUAAUAAGAUUGAGUCAGUCAAGAGCUACUCAGAUGAUAUAGGUCAGAAGGAGCUAAUGAGAAGUACGCCUUUGACUGAUGUGUACAGGAACUUAGACUAUGAGUUAACAGUGACAGACCUAGCAUCAGAGAACGUAUGCAGGCUCAAGGAAACACAAGAGAAGAGAAAAAAGAGAGUGAGGUUUUCAGAAGUAGUUGAUGUUUGGUCUGGCUCUGAGCAGCUGAUGCAGGAGGAUGGAGAUGAAUACAAGAUGACACUGACACUAUACACUGACACAUUGAAUGACAGUGAUGGAGAUGUGACAGAUGACAGCACAGACUCGGUACGACCAGAAGUAGGAAACAUGUGGUAUGAAAGGGAGAAAACUCAAACAGAGGCGUAUGAGCCAGAAGCCUGUAAUAAGGUUUGCUCUGAACAGUUUAUUAACAGUCAUUAUGUCAGGGAUGAGACAGGCUUUUAUAAACAAUCUGGAGUUCAACAGAUGCUAGGCAUAACUAGAACUGAACUUGGGAAAAUCCAGAGCAAUCUUUAUGAGGCAGAGCCAUCAAUGCAUGAUGAAUUACUUGAAGUGAAUGCUAAAAAUGUAUCAUCAAGGCUAACUAAUAACUUUGAAGACGUUGAUAUUCUUGUUCACAUUCAGCCUUUACUUCCCACACCCAAUGACUUGACAACCCAUUUGACUUUACUGGAUGAAGAACUGUUAGCCAUACUUAACUGCCACCAUAAAUAUAUACCUCACUGCCAAGUUGAGGCACAUAUAAUGUCAAGUAUGGAUACUACUCAGAUUUUAACUAUUGAUGGAGAAGUUGAGACUUUGAAUGAUCCUGACUUUGAGUAUGAUCUUGAUAACACUAAAAAUGUGAAGUUUUCCACCAGAAACCAACCAGCAAUGUUUGCCACAAGCUAUGAUUUGUCACUAGAUAAUUGCAAUGUCUACAGUUCUAUUUUGUUGAUUAAAGCUGAAUCAGAAUCAAAGCUGAGCAGUUCAAGUUUAGGCCCAAUAACAAGUCAUGGCAAUGCUCCUGCUUCAUCUUUGCCUACAGUUAAGAAAAGAUUUUGCACAUGCAAAAAUGUGAUCUGUCUUGGGUGCCCCAAUUCUUCACACAGUAUCAAAGAAGAAGAUUUUUACUAUAAGCCAGUGAAAUUUACCAUGACACUGGAAGAUGCUUUGAAAUUCUAUCAAAAUAUUGAAGUCACUCAUUCUGAGGAGAAUGUAAAACAUAGAAAAUUUGAUAACCAUUUUGAAAGUACUAUUUCUAUUACUGAGGACACAGGAAAAGUAAAUACUGACAAUAAUAUGUGGAUCAAGUCAUACCAAAUUGAUAAGGGUGAUACCUCCAAUAGAACAUCUUUAAUAAAGCGUCACCAUGAUAUGUCAGCCUCUUCUUCAUGUAGAGAAUUUCUUUUAUAUACAUUUGAGCCUAUACCAGACCUUUGUCAUGAAAAAUCUUCUGAGCUUGUAAUAAACAAUUGUCACUCUACUGAACUAGCUAUGCUUUUUGGCCAUUUAGAUUGCAUAGAUGAAGUUGAUCCAGCACCUGAAGCUUUGGGAGAGGUUAAGACUGAUGAGACAGAAAUUGGUUUCCUGGAAAUGAGCAGUGUGGGCCCAGAUUAUCUUUCCAAUAAACAAAAUCAUCAAGCUUUGGAUCAGUCAGAAAACAACAAAGAUGAUGAUGUUGUGAAUGAUGGCCUGCACUCUAAAGAAGUAGUAAACACACAACCUCAAUCAUCCACUAAUUUCCAGAGUAUUGAUACACUGGAUAAUGUUUUACAAAAUACAUCCUACACCUUUGAGCCAGAUCUGCUUCAAAGCUCAAAGCCUAAAUUACAAGCCAUUAAACCAGAUCUGGCUCCAAACUCACAGUAUGAAUCAGUUGAAGCAGUUUUGGCUCCAAACUCACAGUAUGAAUCAGUGGAAGCAGUUUUGGCUCCACAGUAUGAAUCAAUGGAAGCAGUUUUGGCCCCACAGUAUGAAUCAGUUGAAGCAGUUUUGGCUCCAAACUCACAGUGUGAAUCAGUGGAAGCAGUUUUGGCUCCAAACUCACAGUAUGAAUCAGUGGAAGCAGUUUUUGCUCCAAACUCACAGUAUGAAUCAGUUGAAGCAGUUUUGGCUCCAAACUCACAGUGUGAAUCAGUGGAAGCAGUUUUGGCUCCAAACUCACAGUGUGAAUCAGUGGAAGCAGAUCUGGCUCUAAACUCACAGUAUGAAUCAGUGGAAGCAGUUCUGGUUCAGAAUACACAGUAUGAAUCAGUUGAAGCAGUUCUGGCUCCAAAUUCACAGUAUGAAUCAGUGGAAGCAGUUUUGGCUCCAAACUCACAUUAUGAAUCAGUGGAAACAGUUCUGGCUCCAAAUUCACAGUAUGAAUCAGUUGAAGCAGUUCUGGCUCCAAACUCACAGUAUGAAUCAGUUGAAGCAGUUCUGGCUCCAAACUCACAGCAUGAAUCAGGUGAAGCAGUUCUGGCUCAGAACUCAAUGUAUGAAUCAGGUGAAGUAGUUCUGGCUCAGAACUCAAUGUAUGAAUCAUUUGAAGUAGUUCUGGCUCAGAACUCAAUGUAUGAAUCAGUUGAAGCAGUUCUGGCUCCAAACUCAAAGCAUGAAUUACAGUCUCUUGAACUAGAGCUUCUCCAGAGUUCCAAGUCUGAAAACCAUAACAUAGAAGCAGCUCUGUCCAAAAGCUCAGUGCCUGAAUUACAAUUAAUUGAACAAGAUCUGUCUCAGAGCUCACAACUUAAUAGACAAUCAAAUGAACCAGAUCUGCCUCAGAACUCACAAUUAGCUUUACAAUCUAAUGAACAAGAUCUGCCUCAGAACUCACAAUUAGCUUUACAAUCUAAUGAACCAGAUCUGCCUCAGAACUCACAAUUAGCUUUACAAUCUAAUGAACCAGAUCUGCCUCAGAACUCACAAUUAGCUUUACAAUCAAAUGAACCAGAUCUGCCUCAGAACUCACAAUUUGCUUUACAAUCAAAUGAACCAGAUCUGCCUCAGAACUCACAAUUUGCUUUACAAUCAAAUGAACUAGAUCUGCCUCAGAACUCACAAUUUGCUUUACAAUCUAAUGAACCAGAUCUGCAUCAGAACUCACAAUUUGCUUUACAAUCUAAUGAACAAGAUCUGCCUCAGAACUCACAAUUAGCUUUACAAUCUAAUGAACCAGAUCUGCCUCAGAACUCACAAUUAGCUUUACAAUCAAAUGAACCAGAUCUGCCUCAGAACUCACAAUUUGCUUUACAAUCAAAUGAACCAGAUCUGCCUCAGAACUCACAAUUUGCUUUACAAUCAAAUGAACUAGAUCUGCCUCAGAACUCACAAUUUGCUUUACAAUCUAAUGAACCAGAUCUGCAUCAGAACUCACAAUUUGCUUUACAAUCUAAUGAACAAGAUCUGCCUCAGAACUCACAAUUAGCUUUACAAUCAAAUGAGCCAGAUCUGCCUCAGAACUCACAAUUUGCUUUACAAUCAAAUGAACUAGAUCUGCCUCAGAACUCACAAUUUGCUUUACAAUCUAAUGAACCAGAUCUGCCUCAGAACUCACAAUUUGCUUUACAAUCAAAUGAACCAGAUCUGCCUCAGAACUCACAAUUAGCUUUACAAUCAAAUGAACAAGAUCUGCCUGUGAACUCACAACUUAAAUUACAAUCAAAUGAACCAGAUCUACCCCAGAGCAUAAGCUAUGAGUACAAUACAGUUGAAGCAGAUUUGUCCCAGUGCUCAAAGUGUGAAUCUUUAUCUGAGAAGUAUGUGCUGUUUAUGCCAGCUUAUGUUGAAGCCAACUCAGAAGUUUCUCUCUGUAGUACAGAAGUGUCCUCUGAGCAAGCAGUUCUUGGCUCAACUCCUGACUCCACCUUUGCAGAGUUUUCCAGUGAUAGCAGCACCAACGGAACACUUUUAUUUUUUCCAACCCCUGGGGAUCACAAUGCCAACCAAGGUUCAGCCAAUCAGUUUGAUACAGACCACAUUGUUUGUGAUACCUCCAGUGAUGAAAGUUUAAAGUUAACCCAGUCUCUAGAUCAUUUCAGACUGGAUUAAUUUGCUGAGGAUCAUUCAUGUGUGAAUGAUGUUAAGAACUGUGAAGAUGGCAAGGCUUGCACAAUGUUGAGAAUACUAGACUUUCAUCUGACGUUGACAAAUACAAACAUUUCUUGUUCGAAUAGCCAAAACAUAGGUCAUUAUACUUGAGAGACAUGGGCUAACACAACCCAGUCUUGUAUAUUUGAUAAUUGACAUCUGUAGAACGCUAUACAACUGUUGCAUUCUAUCAUUUUUUGUUUUCUAGUUUGAACUGAUUACAUUAGAUGAAACUAAUGUCUUUAUUAUUCAAGCCAAUAAAUGUGGUCUUCAAAUAAACAAAAUGUCUACAGUUAAA
Messenger RNA from Biomphalaria glabrata, 10076 nucleotides. RefSeq lists its product as uncharacterized. Gene Ontology annotation, cellular component: plasma membrane; cytoplasm. The record is from RefSeq and is a predicted model, not a curated record. The transcript has 12 exons. Bases 356 to 9739 code for a protein of 3127 amino acids. Gene Ontology annotation, molecular function: phospholipid binding; protein binding. Lineage: Eukaryota; Metazoa; Mollusca; Gastropoda; Planorbidae.